Molecule: messenger RNA, 4305 nt
Organism: Anopheles aquasalis
Lineage: Eukaryota; Metazoa; Arthropoda; Insecta; Diptera; Culicidae
Product: alpha-1-macroglobulin-like
Cellular component (GO): extracellular region
Molecular function (GO): endopeptidase inhibitor activity
Source: RefSeq, a predicted model, not a curated record
UCCAACAGCCAUCGAGGGUGCAAGCGUGAGUUGUGAGCAAGCUCGCAGCGAGUUUGAACUGUGCGGUCAAAAUGUGGGGGCUACGCAUCGCACCCAUUUGUGCAACGUUAAUCUUCGUUAGUUUGGCCCAAGAGCUUAUCGUUAUUGGACCAAACUACUUUACCUCCAAUCGAACCUACGCUGUGACAAUUUUCAAUAUGAAGAACAAAGUAGUCACUUUAGAGGCAAGUAUAGACAUUGGAGCCGUCACCCUCGCCAAACCGAAACAUGUGAAUGUGAAAUCAAACGGACUUGAAAAGGUGCUAUUCCAGAUACCAGAUAUUCACUCAGCGAGAAGUGGAAGACUAACAAUCAAAGGCGUGAACAACAUUGCCUAUCGUCAAGUAGUGGAGCUGGCUUAUCGUAAAAAGUCCUACUCCGGUUUGAUACAACUCAGCAAGCCCGUCUACAAACCAGGAGAUAGCGUUCAGUUCCGUGUGAUUGUGCUCGAUCCCGAUCUUAAACCACCAUCAGGCCUCAAGAUCACUGCGACCGUGGAGGACUCGGUCGGAAACAACAUUCGCAAAUGGUCCAAUGCGCCACUGUACAACGGAGUGUUUGAAGGCCAAUUGGACAUAGCUCCAUCGCCUCUUCUGGGAAGGUACAACAUCGUAGUCGAAGAAAAUAACGAAGAAUUGGUUUCCAAGACGUUCGAAGUGAAGGAGUACGUACUGUCCACGUUCGGUGUGGACGUUUAUCCAACUGUCAUUCCCCUCGAAGAGCACCACGCGCUUGAUCUUAUAAUAGAGGCCAACUACUACUUCGGCAAACCUGUUAUCGGUACUGCUAUGAUAGAUCUGUACAUCGAUAACGACAAACCUCUAUUGGAAUCGCAAUUUAAAACGACAAUUAUAAACGGAAAGCUGCAGGUACACCUUCCCUUUGCCGAACAUCUCCAUAUUGAAGAUGAUGAAGCUAAGCGAGAUGUGAAUGUGAUGGUCACAUUUACUGAGCAAAUCACAAAUCGAACGGUUGUCCAGGAGUAUCCGAUUCCGGUGUACAAACACAAAUACCGGGUGAAACUGGAGAAAAAGUUCAUGCCUAAUUCAUACCCUCAACAUAAACUAAAGGUCGAGCAUCAUAAUGGUACACCAGCAGAAGGAGUCAAUUUGCUGAUUGAGGACGGGAAUGUGUCCCCGCGAAGUUUUCAAAAACACAUUCUCGACGGGACGAGUGAUCAGGCGGGCAUGAUCAGUCUGCCUUUACUUCAAACGUCACAAAUGAUACGAGUUUUACAUGCUGACAAAGAGAUGUUGAACACCGAAGUCCAAAAGGGCGAAAAAAGUGUUGGCCCAUACAUCAGCGUUGCAUUGGGUCCUGGACUUCCAAGCAAAGUUAAGCUCCUAGUCAAAUGUUCUAAUAAAAUGAAGUUUUUCACAUACUACGUUCUAUCGAAAGGAAACAUUGUUGAUGCAAAAUAUGUUUCUGGAAAUGGAAAGACCACGAGAAAUUAUACCAUCAGUGAGCCGACUCACAGCAUGCUUCCUCGAGCGAAAAUUAUUGUGGUGACGGUGAUAAAUGGCACAAUGUUGCACGACUCAGUGCAGAUCGAGUUUGGCGAGCUUGCCAACAAAUUCGACCUGACGAUAAAGGAUAAUGAAACGCAAGUGAAACCCGGCAGUGAAAUAGAGCUUGUGCUUAAUGGCCUACCUGAAGCAUACGUGGCUCUCGCAUCGUACGACAAUAGCUUGCUCCAACACGGCAAAUACCAUGAUGUCGUUCGCGAAGAUGUUUGGAAACUACUUGAAGGGUCCCAUCGCAAUGACUUGCAGAAUUUGGACUGUUUUGGCAGAAUGGGAUUAUUUAGCGUUCCACAAAGCAAUAACGCGAUUUGUGAAGCAAAUGAUAAAUCUGCCCGCCAAGACGAUAGUUUCAAUUUAUUCGAAGCAAACAUACAGUUUAAAUGGAGGACUGACUUCAGGGAAAAUUGGCUGUGGAAGCACGAACGAAUACAUUCAUCAGGGGAAACUGAGCUGUAUGCAACUGUACCGCACACUAUAACAUCCUGGUACCUGACCGGUUUCUCCAUCGACCCUAUUCAUGGUUUUGGAAUCAUCAACAAACCCCUACAGUUCACCACCGUGCAGCCGUUCUACAUUGUCGACAGCCUGCCGUACUCUGUCAAGCGUGGUGAAGCGGUUCUGUUGCAGUUUACUUUAUUCAGCUCACUCAACGGGAAAUACACUUGUGAUGUGACGUUACAUAACGUACACAAUCAAAUGGAAUUCAUCGGCCAUUCUCGAAACGGCACCCACUACGUAAAGCCUUUACCUGUUGCUCCAAGCGUCGGUGUACCGGUGUCAUUUCUGGUGAAGCCAAAAACAUUAGGGGAAAUGAUUGUUCGUGUUACAGCGAUGGCAACAUUGGGUCUGGGUCACGACGCGAUCGAAAAAGUCAUUCGAGUGUUACCGGAAAGCGUAGAACAAAUUGACGUGAAAACAGAGCUUAUCGCAUCUAAUGUCUCCGGAAAACAAUCCUUCGAAAUACCAUUGGAUAUUCCCAACGAAGCUGAUCCUGGAUCAGAGCGAAUCGAGUUUUCUAUUGCUCCCAACAUAUUCACAUUCGUGAUACCAAACCUGAAAAAUCUGUUGAGUGUUCCGACUGGAUGUGGGGAACAAAACAUGGUCCGCUUUGUACCCAAUGUCGUAGUUCUCGACUUUUUGUAUGCCACUCAAUCAAAUACAACUUCUGUCACAGAACGGGUCGAGGAACUACUGCGAACAGGUUACCAGAACCAACUGAAGUACCGGAAAGCUGAUGGUUCCUUCGCAGUGUGGCCCAACAGUCAAUCAAGCGUAUUUCUAACAGCCUUCGUGGGAAAAUCCUUCCAUAUUGCAUCGAAAUACAUCACAGUGGAUGAAAAACACACAUUACAAGCCUUCGAUUGGUUGGCCACCAAACAGCAACCGGAUGGUCGAUUCGCCGAAGUAGGAUAUAUCAUUCAUAAGGAUAUGCAAGGGGGACUAAGAGACGGAAUUGCUUUGACGUCCUACGUUAUGACUGCGUUUCUGGAAUACAAAUCGCAAUCCGCUAACCAUACUGCGGUGAUCGAAAAGGGUAUGGCAUACAUUGCAACACACAUUGACAGCAUUACUGACUCGUAUGAUCUGUCGAUCGCCACAUAUGCGCUAUGGUUGAACAAUCAUAUCAAGAAAUCCGUCGCCUUGGAUAAACUUAAAAGCAGUUCCACCUUUAAAAGUAACGGAAAUCUACGAUACUGGCAACGGGACACAUCCCAAAUCGAAACCACCGCUUAUGCUCUAUUAUCACUGGUCGAGGCCCAGGAAUACACAACAGCACUAGCCACAGCGCAUUGGCUCUUCAAUCAAACCUAUGAAACGGGAAGCUUUCCGCGAACUCAGGAUACGUUCGUGGGCCUCAAGGCACUUGGGAUGUUCAGUAAACGGGGCAGCCAGACCGGAAAUGCAUUCGUGAUUAAUCUUCAGACCGAUGGAAUCAAGAAAACGAUUAGUAUAGUACCUUCACUUAAUACAUCUUACAGUGAUAUUUCAAAUAGUGUACGGAAGCUAAAAAUUGACGUUACCAGUAAAGAUUCUGGACUUUUAAGAGUGACUUACAAGUACCUUUUGAAUUUGAUCGACAUUAAUCACCGGUUCAAUAUAACAGUAGAGAAACAACUCGUGGCCUCCCAGUCCGCGAUGAUGUUAGAAAUCUGCAGCAACUUUUUACCGGAAAAUCCAGGCGAACGUUCAAACAUGGCCCUGGUGGAGGUGACUUUUCCUAGUGGCUAUGUAGCAGACACCGAAUCCAAUAGUGAACUCAAGCGUGCUCAGCGAAUUCAGAACGUUGAAUAUCUACAUGGCGGAACUAUGGUUGUGGUGUACUACAACAACAUGGGCGACGAGCUUAAUUGCUUCUGGAUCAAGGCGUACAUGCGUUACAAGGUAGCCCUCAGAAGACCGGCUUACGUGAAGGUGCACGAUUAUUACAACCCCAAACAUAAUGCUAUUCACGUUUACGAUAUACACAAAACGGAGAUUUGUGACAUCUGUCCUAAAGGGGAUUGUCUAUGUUAGUGAUCCUGUGAUGACAAAUAGAUGUUUAAUCCUUUGAGCUCUUAAUCGCCGUUACCGUGUGGUACGAGCAGAACGGAGAUUUGCUAAAUUGAAUCGGUCAAGGGACACGCAACACCUCCUCGGAAAUAACCGAAGGCCAGAGUUUGUUGCUCCAUGGUGGUAGAAAUUAAUUUAAAAAACAAUCCCGACGAUUUAUUUCGAUAAAAUAAAUAAUCUUUGUCAUAGUCAU